AUUGCGAUUAUUCACGGACCAGAAAGAAUCUCCACUGUUCCGGUGUUUUAAAGACUGUAUAUAUAUCUAUGUUGUUAAGAUCAGUCGGGAUCUCAGGAACAAAGGCUCAAAAGAAAGAUCUAAAAGGACUACCCCUUUCCGCUCAUGAAAUAUUGCUUUAUUAACCAGAAGCAAAGCAGGAUGUUAGCUUCUGGACCAGGUGGCCAGGGAACCAAGCAUUUGCUGCUCUCGGUUCUGCUCCUUGCAGCGUUGGAGGCCGAGAGCGGCCAGGUCCGCUACUCGGUCCCGGAGGAGGCCAAACACGGCACCUUCGUGGGUCGCAUCGCCCAGGACCUGGGGCUGGAGCUGGUGGAGCUGGUGCCACGCUUGUUCCGGGUGGCGUCCAUAGGCCACAGGGACCUUCUGGAGGUAAAUCUGCAGAAUGGCAUUUUGUUUGUGAAUUCUCGGAUCGACCGCGAGGAGCUGUGUGGGAGGACUCUGGAGUGCAGCAUCCACCUGGAGGUGAUCGUGGACAGGCCGCUGCAGGUUUUCCAUGUGGAGGUGGAGGUGAAGGACAUUAACGACAAUCCGCCUGUGUUCCCAGCACCACGAAAAAAAUUGUUUAUUUCUGAAACUACAGCUCUUGACUCUCAUUUUUCACUAGAGGGCGCCUCUGAUGCAGACAUCGGGGCCAAUGCUCUUCUGACUUACAGACUGAGCCCCAAUGAGUAUUUCUCUCUGGAAGUACCCACCAACGAUGAUCAGGUAAAACCACUCCAACUAGUGCUAAAAAAACCUUUAGACAGGGAGGUCGCUUCAGAGCUUCUCUUGGUGCUCAAAGCAACUGAUGGGGGAAAGCCCGAGCUGACAGGUACCACAGAGUUACACAUCACAGUGCUGGAUGUAAAUGACAACGCCCCAGUGUUUGACAAAGCUGUCGAUCGUGUAAAAUUAUUGGAGAAUUCGAGAAACGGUACACUGGUUAUUAAACUUAACGCCUCGGAUUUGGAUGAAGGUUCAAACAGCCAUAUUCUUUAUUCCUUUGCAACUGAUGUCUCCUCUAAUACAGAAGACUUUUUCCACAUAGAUUCAGCCAGUGGAGAAAUAAAAGUAAACGGAAAAAUAGAUUUUGAAGAAACCAAAUUAUGGAAACUUCAAAUAGAAGCAGUUGACAAAGGAAAUCCCCCGAUGUUUGGUCACUGCACGGUCUUGAUAGAAAUCUUGGAUAUUAAUGAUAAUGCUCCGGAGUUACUAGUGACGUCACUAUCAUUGUCUGUUCCAGAGGAUGCUACACUAGGGACUGUCAUUGCCCUAAUCAGUGUAACUGACCGUGACUCUGGCGCCAACGGGCAGGUGACCUGCUCACUCACACCCCAAGUCCCCUUCAAGCUGGUGUCCACCUUCAAGAAUUACUAUUCGCUGGUGCUGGACAGCGCCCUGGACAGAGAGAGCGUGGCGAACUACGCUCUGGUAGUGACCGCACGCGACGGAGGCUCGCCUUCGCUGUCGGCCACGGCCAGCGUGUCCGUGGAGGUGGCCGACGUGAACGACAACGCGCCGGCAUUCGCGCAGCCCGAGUACACGGUGUUCGUGAAGGAGAACAACCCGCCCGGCUGCCACAUCUUCACGGUGUCGGCGCGGGACGCGGACGCGCAGGAGAACGCGCUGGUGUCCUACUCGCUGGUGGAGCGGCGCGUGGGCGAGCGCGCGCUGUCGAGCUACGUGUCGGUGCACGCGGAGAGCGGCAAGGUGUACGCGCUGCAGCCGCUGGACCACGAGGAGCUGGAGCUGCUGCAGUUCCAAGUGAGCGCGCGCGACGCGGGCGUGCCUCCCCUGGGCAGCAACGUGACGCUGCAGGUGUUCGUGCUGGACGAGAACGACAACGCGCCCGCGCUGCUGCCGCUGCCCCUGCCCCUGCCCCUGCCCGGGGCGCGCGGCGGGGGCGGCGCGCUGAGCGAGCCGGUGUCGCGGGCGGUGGGCGCGGGCCACGUGGUGGCCAAGGUGCGCGCGGUGGACGCGGACUCGGGCUACAACGCGUGGCUGUCGUACGAGCUGCAGCCGGUGGCGGGGGGCGCGCGCAGCCCGUUCCGCGUGGCGCUGUACACGGGCGAGAUCAGCACGACGCGCGCCCUGGACGAGGCGGACGCGCCGCGCCAGCGCCUGCUGGUGCUGGUGAAGGACCACGGCGAGCCGGCGCUGACGGCCACGGCCACUGUGCUGCUGUCGCUGGUGGAGAGCGGCCAGGCGCCCAGGCCGUCGUCGCGGGUGUUGGCGGGCGGCGCGGGCGCGGGCGCGGGCGCGGGCGCGGGCGCGGCGCUGGUGGACGUCAACGUGUACCUGAUCGUCGCCAUCUGCGCGGUGUCCAGCCUGUUGGUGCUCACGCUGCUGCUGUCCACGGCGCUGCGGUGCUCGGCGCCGCCCAGCGAGGGCGCGUGCGGGCCGGGGAAGCCCACGCUGGUGUGCUCCAGCGCGGUGGGGAGCUGGUCGUACUCGCAGCAGAGGCGGCAGAGGGUGUGCUCUGGGGAGGGCCCGCCCAAGGCCGACCUCAUGGCCUUCAGCCCCAGUGUUCCUCCUGCUUCAGGUUCUGGAGAUAGUGGAGAACAACAGAUUUUCCGGAAUGAGGUGAGUACAGUAAUUCUGGAAUGUAUUUAAUUCCUGUUGAGGUCAAUCGCAGAGUAUGUUCAGUGAUAUUACUGUAAGUUGAUUGCUCCAGAUACUGGAUUUAGUUUCAGCCUUACCUUUGGGAUAAGGUGCUUCAGAUAAACUACAUUUUUCCUUAUUUCCUAGCAUAAUUUCAGCUUUGCUAAUUGCGUGUUGAAUCUAGUGCUGCUCUCUUUCAGAUUAAUUCAUUGAUUUCCUUUUUUUUAUUUGGAAGAUUUAUUUGAUAUUUGAUCAUAUUUAUGUUUCUUCCAUUCAUGGUACCCAUUGUGAGGCUGUAUGGAAAUAUUUUAGGGUAGAGUAAGAAAAUUCACUCUUCUUUGUGUUUUGUGUUUAAGAGAAUCUUCCCAUAUAUGGGGAAAUAUCGUCCUGCUGCCUGUGUGUCUACCAAGCCACUAUUUCAAGGUCUUUGAAAUGGCAUUGAUGUAAAUAGCUUAAGCAAACAACCUUGGAAUAUUUAUAAAGUCAUUUCCAUUUGGUGAUGUU
Messenger RNA from Canis lupus familiaris (dog), 3123 nucleotides. Its product is annotated as protocadherin alpha-10-like. Lineage: Eukaryota; Metazoa; Chordata; Mammalia; Carnivora; Canidae. Gene Ontology annotation, cellular component: plasma membrane. Gene Ontology annotation, biological process: homophilic cell-cell adhesion. Bases 145 to 2631 code for a protein of 828 amino acids. The transcript has a single exon. Gene Ontology annotation, molecular function: calcium ion binding. The record is from RefSeq and is a predicted model, not a curated record.